CAGACCACAACAACAAACAACAUGGGUGCUGACGGUGGCUCCAUCCCCGACCGACGCGACCUCGUCAAGACCAAGGGCAAGGCCGAGCAGGCGGACAAGGCUGCCCAGCGCGAGCGCUUCUUGUUCUGCGCCCUGAGCAAGAAACCCCUCGCCAAGCCCGUCGUCGCCGACCCCCUGGGCAAGCUGUACAACAAGGACGCGAUCAUCGAGUUCUUGAUAGACAAGGCGGUGUAUGGCGAUGGCGACAGCAUCUGCCCGUACAUCAAGGGUGUUAAAGACCUCCUCACGCUCAACCUCAUGCCCAACCCCGCCGCCGAGACCGAUGACGCCAGCACGUCGACCCGCGCCCCGUUCGUCUGCUGGCUCUCGCUCAAGGAGAUGACGGGUGCGAUUCCGUUCAUCGCGCUAAAGUCGUGCGGCUGCGUGUUCUCCGACGCCGCAGUCCGCGCUAUCAUCCCCAACUUGACGCGGGGGAUUGCCGCCAGCUCGCCAGGCAAGGACGAGGCGCCCGAGGCUGGUGAGGCUGUGCCUUGCCCCAACUGUGGCAAGACUUUCGACCUGACAGUGCCCUCGGCCGUCCUCCCCAUCUACCCGUCCGCAGAUGUUCAGGACGCGCUCCUGGACGCUCUGCUCGCCUCCCGCGCGGCGGCCAAGGCGAACAAGAAGCGCAAGGCUGGUGCCGAGGACAAGGGAGAGAAGAAGGAGAAGAAGAAGACGAGCCCGCCAGCUGAGCCUGCCGCCAAGGUGCCGCGCACGGCUACUGCUGCUGGCGCACCGCGCGCUAUCAACACCAAGUCGCUAGGCAGCUCGGUCACUGCGCAGCUUGCAGAGCAGGAGAAGAAGCGCCUCGAGGCGCAGGCAGGCAUGAGCGCCGCCGUCAAGUCCAUGUUCCGGUCCAAGGAUGAACAGGGCAAGAGGGGCGACGCGGCUGACUUCUUUGGUCGCACAUUCAACAGGUAUGCCGCAUGAUUGUAUCGUUUUCAGAGUCCAUGUUGUACCAAUUCUGCAUCGAGUCGCGUCG
Molecule: messenger RNA, 1021 nt
Organism: Vanrija pseudolonga
Lineage: Eukaryota; Fungi; Basidiomycota; Tremellomycetes; Trichosporonales; Trichosporonaceae
Gene: RTFDC1
Product: Protein RTF2
Exons: 4
Coding region: 22-969 (315 amino acids)
Biological process (GO): mitotic DNA replication termination; site-specific DNA replication termination at RTS1 barrier
Cellular component (GO): nucleus
Source: RefSeq, a predicted model, not a curated record